Messenger RNA from Dovyalis caffra, 1137 nucleotides. The record is from the annotation of a GenBank genome assembly. Lineage: Eukaryota; Viridiplantae; Streptophyta; Magnoliopsida; Malpighiales; Salicaceae.
AUGAUGCUACGUACCAGGCCGGGGGCUAGAUAUGGACAAAGCUAUUCUACUGCCGCGGCCGCCUCUCCAAUUUACCAGUCUGCAGAUAACAAAACUGCAUUUAGAUAUGCCUUCGGAGUGCUUUCGCGGCGAUUUAGUUCUCAAGCACCUGCUGCCACAGUCCAAAUGAAUCUCAUUAAGCAACUGAGAGAACGGACUAGUGCUCCUAUCAAAGAUGUCAAGGCUUCUCUCGUUGAAUGCAAUUGGGAUAUCGAAGCGGCGCAGAAGGAUUUGAGGAAAAGGGGGAAAGUUUUGGCGAUGAAAAAGUCAGGUAGGACGGCUGCUGAAGGAUUGCUUGCAUUGGCUCAGAAUGAGGGAAGGGCUGCCGUUAUUGAGCUUAAUUGCGAAACUGACUUUGUUGCCAGAAAUGAAAUUUUUCAGUACUUGGCUUUAACUUUAGCAAAGCAGGCUUUGCUCGUUGAAAUUGCUUCUCAACUGGUUUCUGGGGUCCAUCCUAUUGGACUUGAGUCUCUGGAGGAGUUGAAGCUAAAUCUUGAACAUCCAAAAAUAAGUGGAGAUACGACUGUUCAAAAUGCAAUUACAGAAGUAGCUGCAAUAAUGGGUGAGAAUGUAAGACUCAGAAGGGCCUUUUUGAUGUCUGCACCGUCACCUGGUGUUCUUUCCACUUACCUUCAUACUAGUCCUCAACCGGGUUUGGGUCGAAUUGCUGGACUUUUAUCUCUUGAGAUAGAGGAUGGGAAUUCUCAGUUGGACGCUCUCCAGCAUGUUGGAUCAGAAUUGGCAGUGCAUCUGGUGGCAGCAAAACCAUUGUUCUUGCAAAAGGAAGAUGUUCCCUCUCAUGCAUUAGAAAGUGAACGUGAAAUUCUUAAGUCUCAGGCAGAAAGUACGGGGAAGCCUCAGAUGGCCAUAGAGAAAAUGGUAGAAGGUCGUUUGCGUAAAUACUAUGAGGAAGUUGUUCUGCUGGAGCAAAAAUUUGCUGUGAAUGAUACAAUAAACGUAAAGACUCUGCUCAGCAAUUUAUCCAAGGAAGUGGGCUCAUCCGUGAAGAUAGGGAGUUUUUUCAGAAUGGAAGUUGGAGAGGGAAUUCAAAGGGAGGAGGCGUUGAGUGCAGACGACCCAGUGGCUCAGGCAGCUUGA